AUGCCCGACGUCGAAAUGAAAUCCACGGACGCGAAAUCAUCGGAAGACAAAGACAAGAAAGAAGAUAAGAAGGACGACAAGAAGGAGGAGAACAAACCAGAACCCAUACCUCCUACAACGGAAGUUAAGAACAAUGCCGCACUCAUUGACCGUGCAGUCACCACUCUCGAGCCCCGAUUCACUCAUCGCGUUCUACGGACGCUGACGGCGCUGCGUAAACGGAUAGAUGAUUCGGUACUUAGAAAUGCCAUCGAAGGCAUAUAUCCCAAAGAUAGCGCAGUGAAGAAGACACUACUUUUAUGGUUACCUCCCGCUCCUGCAUCUGGUGAUGUCUCUAUGGACGUGGACUCUACCCCACCUGCCAAAACACCAACCUCCGAACUCGUACCUGAAGCCGAGAUGUACCUCCGUCUCCUAAUCCUCCAUCAUCUUCUUAAGUCAGAGGACACCCAUGAAAAGGCAUUGGAAUUGGCCCAGCAGACAGUUGCGAAGAUGCAGGCUCUCAAUCGUCGUAGCAUGGACCCCAUUGCUGCGAAGAUCUGGUUUGCUGUAGAUCGUGCAUACGAACUGGCUGCAGAGGUAUCCGACGCAAGGCCACUGUUCCUCGCAGCGCAGCGAACUGCAUCGCUCCGACACGACGAUGAAGCCCAAGCCGCACUCCUCAACUGCCUUCUCCGAAGCUACAUCAAAUACAACAUCUACGACCAAGCCGACAAGCUUGUCUCCAAAACCACCUUCCCUCCCUCUGCGAGCAAUGCCCAGUUCGCCCGAUACCAUUACUACCUCGGUCGGAUCCGCGCUGUGCAGCUCAAUUACACUGAUGCACACGACGACUUACAGCAGGCUAUCCGGAGGGCACCCCCGGCGAAGACGGCACCUGGGUUCUACCAGGCGGUACACAAGUACCUCGUGGUCGUUGAGCUGCUGAUGGGUGAUAUCCCAGAUCGAAGUCUUUUCCGGCACGUCGUGCUGCAGAAAGCUUUGACCGCGUACUUCGAGAUCGUCAAAGCCGUCCGAACCGGCUCCCUCUCACAAUUCCAAGCAACCCUCUCCAAACACGCGGCGCAGUUCGCAGCGGACAACACCUACACCAUGAUCAUCCGCCUGCGCCAAAACGUCAUCAAGACCGGCAUCCGCCGGCUUUCGCUCUCGUACUCGCGCAUCUCCCUGCGCGACAUCUGUGUCAAGCUCCAUCUCGACACGGAGGAGGACGCCGAGUAUAUCGUGGGCAAGGCCAUUCGGGACGGGGUCAUUGAGGGCCGCAUCGUGCAUGAAAAGGGCUGGAUGGAGUGUGGAUCGCAGAAGAGCGGUUAUGGGCCGGAAGUCAGUGCAGAGCUUGGACGGAGGAUAUCGUUUUGUCUGGAUUUGCAUAAUCAGAGUGUAAAGGCCAUGCGGUACCCACUCAACGCACAUCGCAAAGAGCUCGCCGCAGCUGAGGGUGCGAGAGAAAGAGAGAAAGAGCUGGCCAAGGAGAUCCAGGAUGGGGAGUUGGACGACGAGGACCUUGGACCCGAUUUCUGA
This is a messenger RNA of Cyclocybe aegerita, 1521 nucleotides long. The record is from the annotation of a GenBank genome assembly. NCBI's taxonomy places the organism in Eukaryota, Fungi, Basidiomycota, Agaricomycetes, Agaricales, Hemipholiotaceae.